Molecule: messenger RNA, 1456 nt
Organism: Lampris incognitus (smalleye Pacific opah)
Lineage: Eukaryota; Metazoa; Chordata; Actinopteri; Lampriformes; Lampridae
Exons: 9
Coding region: 125-1456 (443 amino acids)
Source: RefSeq, a predicted model, not a curated record
AGUGUUGUCAAGCUGUUGUUGAGCGUCGUCAUUUGUAGUGUAAUGAACAUGUGAAUAGAUUGUUGCUAUUUUGCCUUAACCUUCAAAACAUGUUAGGGUUCUCCUAAUCUCUUUCUAUUCUUGCAUGUCUUGUUUUACAGUCACAUGCCCUGGUACGGAGGACUCCCAGGCCACGACUACUACAGGGAAUUCCCAGCCAAGAGUGUUUGCUCAAGAAGAAUUUGACCGAAACAUGGAGAGGCUGUCAAUGACUUCUGGGUCAUUCCAUACUGAUGUGCCUGCUGUGCCUCUGCAAAGCUCCUCGUCUUGGUCCUUGCGUCAGCUGACAGCCCAAGAACAGUGGAAGGAAGCUCGGCCAGACCACCUGCAAUAUCUACUGGCAACUGAGGCUGUUGGCCAGGAGUUGUGCUCUAUCUGCCAUCAGGCUGCUGUUAUAAGGUGCAGAGACUGCCUUCCCGAGGAGUGGUUGUGUGAGGCCUGUGAUGUGUUGCACCAUAAAAGAUGGCCACUCCACAACAGAGACAGCGUGGUGGAUGGCUUCCUCAAGGACAUCCCACCAUCCACAUGCUAUACUAUAGGGGAAACUGGACACUACAUCUCACACAAGCAAGAUCUAAUCAAGAGUGGUUACUGGCCAGCCUCUUCACAUUCCCAGACCCUGUACACUAUUGACCUCUUCCACUCAUUCCAAGACCUGAAGGUCAUUUCACCUGGCUUUUCCAGGCAAGCUUUUGCAAAGUUGCUGGAACAUCGCACUCGGCGUGCUGGAAGAUCAGGGCAAAUCAAUGGGGAUGCACUUCAGCGGAGCUUCCUGGAGUUUAGCUAUUGCUCGUUUGAGGAGGACCAGCUCUGCUGUGCGACCCCGUUCACCUGCCCCGCCUGUACCCCAGAAAUGGUGGCUGUAGCAGCUGAUGGAAACCGGAAGCUUUACCACUUUAAACAAUCCAGCGGCUUCGAAAACACUGCAUUUUUUGAAGGGCUGUUUCUUGCCAAGGACAGUAAGGUGUCAGCUUUUGUUGACACCAUUAGGACUGCAGUGAAAAGCACGCAAGGCAAAGCAACAUGCGGUGCUUCGCAGUGGGCAGCAGCCAGGGAAACCUCAAGGAGGGCCAGUAAACUCGAUGAGGAGGGCGUUGAGGUAGCCGUGUGUUGCCAUGGCUACCUCUUGAAAGGCCUAAAUAUGUACCGGGGUGAAAUUUUUGCCUACCCUCUGUAUCUUCAGAGAGAAAUGCAGGCCACAGCAAAUGUCAAAUUCUUUGCCAUGGAUGUCACCUGCAAGUACUGGCCAUACCUCCAAAAGGUUGUGGCUGCCCUUCCACCACUCCAGGGGCUCUUGCAGAUGAGGCCAUUCCUCAGCAUCAUGCAUGCCAGGGCUCAUGCCACAAACUUAAAUGGAGUGGCAGGAAUCAGGAGGGAGCGGGCACAACGGCUGGUGAAGAGGUUGAGCAGUCCAUAA